AUGUUCAGUCGUUUCUUAAAUGCAACGAGUUUUGCAUGCGCCCCGCAAUUAAGCGAACGGUACUUUCACAAUGAUCUGUUUUCCCACCGACUUUAUAAAAUUAUUUCAAAACUCUCCAUCGUGCAAAUUCCACGUGCCAAAUUUUUCGGUAGACGAAGUGAUAAAGGUACAUUCAGCCACGGCGUCUUCGGUUCUCCUGAACCUAGGAUUUCAUCAAAAAAACUUGUUGCGCAAGACGAUCUGAAGGAUAUGCUCAAGGGGUACACUCCAGUGGUGCAGCUGCAACUUGUUGAAGCCUACAGGCGUGGUGUCCAGGCCACUACAAAUAACCAAAAGAAGAUCAGCGCAUUCCAGUCCAUCUCGACUUUAAUAAUAAGGGUGAUAACGAUUGGCUUGGGAGCUGCAUUGGUGCUUUUUUUAAUAAGAUCCCCUGAGCGUGGUCUCGGCGGAGGUUUUUCAAAAAUAUUUGAUUCAACUGUAGCGUCCUUUGCGGAUAAUGUUGAUGUACGAUUUUCUGAUGUCCAAGGUUGCGACGAGGUGAAGAAGGAGCUUGAGGAUAUUGUUGAAUUCUUGCGUAAUCCAGAAAAGUUCAGUAAACUUGGGGCAAAGCUGCCUAAGGGCGUACUUUUAGUCGGUCCCCCAGGGGUGGGGAAAACUCUUCUUGCUCGGGCUGUUGCAGGUGAAGCUCAGGUUCCAUUUCUUUAUGUGUCAGGAAGUAAUUUUGAGGAAAUGUUUGUUGGAAUGGGCGCUUCUCGCGUACGGCAGUUGUUUGCUGCGGCCAAGGAACACGCUCCGUGUCUCAUCUUCAUUGAUGAGAUCGAUUCAGUCGGUCGGUUUCGGUCGUCUUCCCCCCUCCAUCCCUACGCCAAUCAGACCAUCAACCAAUUACUCGCGGAAAUGGAUGGCUUCGAACCAUCUGAAGGGAUAAUUGUUCUUGGAGCUACGAACCAACGUGAUGACCUCGACAAGGCACUCUUGAGACCUGGUCGCUUCGAUUUCCAGGUUUAUGUAUCACCGCCCAGCUUCGAGGGUCGAAUAGCUCUUUUCCGGCUUUACCUAUCGAAAGUCAGGGCAGCGGCUGAAGUGGACGUGGAUAAACUUGCUCUGGGUACAGUAGGCUACACCGGAGCCGAUAUCCAGAACCUCGUUAAUCAGGCUGCAAUUACAGCUGGCCUAAGGGAGGAGAAAGAGGUGACCAUGGCCCAUCUCUGGGAUGCGCGCGACCGCUUGUUGAUGGGGCCCGCUAAGCGUCGACCACUGGAUGAUGAGAGCAACAGAGUCUCCGCCUACCACGAGGCUGGUCAUGCUCUCAUGACGCUCUACACCAACGACAGCAUCCCUCUGCACAAAGUGACCAUCAUCCCACGUGGCGAGUCUGGCGGACACACUAGCUUUCUUCAAGAUAAGGAUUCGAGCUUUUGGACGCGUUCUCAACUAAUUGCUCAGUUGGACGUUCUCAUGGGGGGUCGUGUUGGUGAAGAGGUGGCUUUUGGACCGGACCACGUGACAACUGGUGCUGGAGACGAUUUUAAGAAGGCAACUGCGAUUGCUGAGAAUAUGGUGAGCCGUUUUGGCUUGUCGAAGAGACUGGGCCCCCGGGUAUUUGUCAACUCCCACCAAGAUGGCAGUCAACUGAGUCAAGCGACGCGCAAUGCCAUCGACGGCGAGGUGGACGAUCUACUCAAUGCUUCCCUAGCCCGCGCCCGUGAAACACUCACCAAGCAUCGCGAGGAGCACCAAAUCCUGGCGGAGGCGUUGCUCUUUUAUGAGACGCUCAGCAGCGACCAGGUUCGAGAUGUGCUCGACGGAAGACUGAAGGUUCCCAAGGGUCCGCGACACGUCAGGCCUGGUUCAGCGCCGUCGCCAAAGGUCCCUUUGAGUUCAAACUCGCAGACUAGUGCAGUAGCUCGCAAAUCUAAUUUAGGUGAAUGUACAAAACCGCAGGUAUGA
Messenger RNA from Echinococcus granulosus, 1950 nucleotides. RefSeq lists its product as hypothetical. NCBI's taxonomy places the organism in Eukaryota, Metazoa, Platyhelminthes, Cestoda, Cyclophyllidea, Taeniidae. The transcript has 6 exons. The record is from RefSeq and is a predicted model, not a curated record. Gene Ontology annotation, cellular component: mitochondrial inner membrane. The coding region runs from base 1 to 1950 and encodes 649 amino acids. Gene Ontology annotation, molecular function: ATP-dependent peptidase activity; metalloendopeptidase activity; ATP hydrolysis activity. Gene Ontology annotation, biological process: protein quality control for misfolded or incompletely synthesized proteins; mitochondrion organization.